AUGGCCUAUCAAGCAGAAAGACUACCUUGGCAAACCCUGGCCUCAAUCUUUGACUUGAAGCCUACCAACCACUGUCAACAUGAUGCCUUUAACCUGCACCCACGAGAUGAACCAGAGACAGGACAAAAGUUAUCCAAAUUUCUCGACGCCUUCGUCAAAAGUGCAUCUUCUGAUGCGCGACUAGAGCGCGAGAAAUACCCUGAAAAAUACGACCCUCUCGACGCUGGCAUCUUCUUAAGAAGCAUGAGUGGUGAAAAACAAGACGACAGUGUACGAAUGCAGUAUGACAGACUCCCAGAGAAACAGGUCAUUUUGUCAGACAAACUGGUCGACAAGAUCACACCAAUAGUCCGACGUUGGUAUUCCACAGAUGAAGACGAUUCUAUAUCAAACAAAUUUGAGCAAGGACUACUAUGUCCACAUGUCAAUGAAUCCGACAAGUGCGAAUGCGUACUGCCGCUCAAAGAGCGUCAACUCGCAGCUUUCCAACGAGAUUACUAUCCCAACGACUGUUUUCAGUUCUACGCGCACAACAGCGAAGCAUAUCACAAUCUGAAUUUCGUCAAGACAUUGAUACUACUCGGAGAAAUGGACCCCAUACUACAGGUCUGCUCAUCGGAUGAGUGUUAUUUGUCCAAGUGGUGGGAAGUUGGUCCAUGCUAUUGUGAGGGUUUAACUCUGGGAUGGAAUAUGAUAUGCGAAUAUGCUGUCACGAUGUAUCUGACUCUCAAUAUCCUCUACUGCUUUCCGGAAACGUGGCAGGCCGACGACGGUUCACCUAUCGACGACUACCGCACCCUGGGGUCAUACCAGAUGGCUGUCCGGCUUUGCACGAUAUCCUCGGGGUGCCAGAUUGCAACAUAUCCUCACAGGGACAUAUUUGGCAUUCAAGACGAGCAGUUCAAACUCUAUCCAAGGCCAUAUGACAUAUCUCGAUGGAAGCAUACUCUCAAGGUAGAUGAUUCCUAUGUGUCCCGGAUGCGUGACAGGGAUCUCGAAUGGGACAUAGAUUCGGAGCCCAUCAAUCCUUAUGCCUACAAAUUGGAUUUUUAUCCAUACGGGCUAAUGACCUACGAUGAAUUUCUCAACUUUGAGAAGCCAGCCUCUUAUCAACCUCACACAAACGACAUCCCUCACGUCAGAUGGAUGCUUGGCCAAAAGGGUCUACCGACAGAACUAGUCGACAGCAUUCUCUCAAAAGCCGAGUAUAUCCCUACACGAAGUUUGCCUGUAGACGGGAAGCCAUUUCACCCUGGGAACAAGGCCAAGCUAGACCGGUAUCUCGAGGAAUGCUGGCAGCUCAUCGUCCGGUGUUUUAUGCUUGGUUUUGAACUAGAAGACGAGGAUGUGGAUUUUGAGAAGCGCAUACGACGUCUGUUCAAGGCCUGCAUACGGGAGGUCUUCAGGACACUACACAGCAAUCCCACUCUCGCAGGAAACAUCCGCGCGCUCAAGCUGGUGGAAGUAAGCGGAUAUAGAGAGAACGUCGAUUUUGAGAGAGCAUUGGAUCACUUGAAUCUAGAGCCGAGUCUGGCAAGCCGCCUGAAGACGCGUCUCUUCUGUUCUGGUGGUGUUGAUUCUCUCCUCCCGCUGUACACGCCCCAAGUCCAGCUUAUCGACUACACUAUGACCAACUACGACUCUAAUAGACACUGGAUGAUGAGUGGCAUGUUGGGCUUGGAGGUUGACGUCGAGAUUCUAUGGCACAAAAUCAGGUAUAUUGGAGACCGCUCUAUCGAUCAGAGAGAUUUGUCUUACAGCCCCGACGAACAAAAGAUUAACCAACAAGCCCUCACAGACGCUGUGGGGAACAUGUCUGUAAACCAGGGCCUCUUUCCCAACUUGGAAGAAGUUCGACUCAGGGGACAAGACAUACGCUCCGGAUUCGUCGCAGCCUGGUCGAUCGAACCAAUCCUUCUUAACCCAAAUCUCAAGACAUUGCGCACCUUUGGCGUCGACUGGUACAUGGGUGGGAAGCAAAAGUUCGUCUGGCCGACUCAUCAGAGCAACUUGGAAUGUCUUGAUCUCCAGGAGACGGUCAUAGACGCCGAUACCCUCAAAUCUAUCAUGACGCGCUGUCCCAAGCUGAAAAGUCUGUCAAUCGACUGGGCGGAUAUUUAUCAAAAGGCUACAUACAAGGAUGCCAUUGACCAAGCCUUAGAUAGAGGUCUUAAUGGUUACAUGGAUAGAAGUAAUUAUGGUAGUGACGACGACGACGACGACGAUUACGAUCAAGACAGCCCCGCUCCCCCUGACCCAGUUUACGAUAUUCAUGUUGAUCUAACAGGAUUUGGAGACGUUCUUCGAGAGCAUGGACGUGAUCUCGAAGAACUUGCCGUCUCAACAUUCAAUUACAAAAACACUGAGUUCGAAAGCUAUUGCGAGGGAUACAUUGGAACACUCCGCGACUUCACAAAACUAAAACACCUAAAGAUUGAUUGUCAUGAUCUCCUUGGAGUCGAUAACGAGGACUUCAUACACGGCCCCAGGAUGAUUAACGAGCUCGGUCAUGUUCUACCAACCUCGAUCGAAACACUCUAUCUGUACAACGAAAUCCAACAUCCUGGCACCUACUGGGAGCCUGGGCCAUGCAAUACUGAAACUUUGGUCAAGGAAUUUCUUGCUGAAGCUGAAACCUGUGCGCCUAAUCUUCGAAAGGUCGUGGUGGAGUGGUAUGAGAGUAAGUAUGAGUGGAAAGAGAUAUGCAAGACUUACUGGUCCAGAGAGACGAUAGAUGAUGGGUGGGAUGUCCAGUUUAUCGAGGAGAAAUUCGAGGUUGAGUUUUGCGACGAACAACACAAGAUGGCUCUUGUUGUAUUGACCAAGAAGGACAAGAGACACCAUUAG
Molecule: messenger RNA, 2847 nt
Organism: Fusarium poae
Lineage: Eukaryota; Fungi; Ascomycota; Sordariomycetes; Hypocreales; Nectriaceae
Exons: 2
Coding region: 1-2847 (948 amino acids)
Source: RefSeq, a predicted model, not a curated record